Molecule: messenger RNA, 4377 nt
Organism: Magallana angulata
Lineage: Eukaryota; Metazoa; Mollusca; Bivalvia; Ostreida; Ostreidae
Product: prostatic acid phosphatase-like
Exons: 11
Coding region: 96-1385 (429 amino acids)
Biological process (GO): dephosphorylation; lysosome organization
Cellular component (GO): lysosome
Molecular function (GO): acid phosphatase activity
Source: RefSeq, a predicted model, not a curated record
ACCAUGAUGUGAAAAUAGAACAACUUUCAUUUUGAAAUUUGGUCGGGUCCAUAUCUGUCGGUAUAAACCGGCUAAUUCAGCUUUCUCCCUUCAGUAUGGAGAUGUUUUAUAAUUUUUUUCUUUUUGUUUCUGUACUCGUCUGUGUCAUCGAUCCGUCAGCCGGCGAAGGAAAGCUUGUUAUGGUGAAUCUGGUCUAUCGUCAUGGAGACAGAUCCCCUAUCGUUAUGUUGCCAAAGGACACCCAUCAGUUAGAUGAUUGGCCCAAUGGACUAGGCUGGCUAUCCAAGAUUGGAAUGAGUCAGCACCACGCCCUUGGCCAGUGGUUGAGGAAUCGCUACACGACAGAGAAUACAUUACUUAAUAAGACCUACAAACACAAAGAGAUCCAGAUUGACAGCUCUAAUGAGAACAGGUGCCUCAUGUCCGCCUAUAGUAACUUGGCUGGACUCUACCCCCCAACAGAGGGGGAGAUGUUUGACCCAUCCUUAAAAUGGCAGCCAAUCCCUGUCCAUACCAGGCCUGAAAAGGAGGACAAUGUCAUCAAUAUGGGUAUGUCCUGUCCAAGGUAUGAUGAAUUACUGACAGAAACCAUAGCAUCUAAAGAAGUUCAGACGGUAGAAACAAAAAACAAGGAAUUCUAUAAUAAGGUGGAGAACUAUACAGGAUUGUCUGGUGUAAAUAUCAACUCUUUAUGGAUGCCAGCUGACACAUUGUUCUGUGAGAAAGCUCACAAUCUGACUCUUGAUUCAUGGGCCUACGAAAAGUAUAACAAUAUGACAAUAUACGAAAGACUCCGAAAACUGGAUGCAUGGCAGUUCCAUUUGUUAUAUUACAACAUCGAGAUGGCCAAACUCAAAGGAGGGCCUUUGUUGAAGGAAAUGAGAGAAAACAUGAACAACAUAUCCAGUAAGAGGAAUUACACAGGCCCCAAACUCUACAUGUUCUCUGGGCAUGACACCACAGUAGCCGCUUUACUCAGUGCCCUGGGUCUGUACAAGGAUAUCCCCUCCAGCCCUGGUUACGCAGCCUGUGUCAUGUUAGAACUGUACAAGACUGAGAAUUACUACUACGUGGAGAUUCAUUAUAAAAACAACCAUCUAAUGGAGUCCAAUGCCUCGACCAUUCUUACACUCAAAGGCUGUGAGAAGAAGUGUAAACUAGAAAAGUUCUUAUCGUUGACUGAUGCAGCAGUUCCAAAGGACUGGAGAAAGGAGUGUUACACUCGUAAUCCACCAAGCAGAUCCGGCAUCCACUUGUCCACAUCUGAGAUCAUCUCUAUAGUGAUGGCUGUAGUACUUAUUGUGACAUUGGUGUGCCUGAUUGUGACCUGUGUAAAACUCAAGCGAACCACCAGUGAAGGCUACAAGACCUUUGUCAACUCGUAAAAGUCUAGCUCUCGCAGCAACGUGAAAUAUCAUAAAAGAUAUUGCUUACUCAAUAUGCAACUAGACAUGUUCUUCUGUACUAUACAUUCAUUGGUAAUUGUGUAAGUCUUGGAAAAUGAAUUGAUAAAAAAUAUGAUGUAGUUAAUGAAGAAACAUGUAGGUUCGAAGGUUAAGAUGUUAUUUUAUUUAGUUACACACUUGAGAUUCGGAAUACUGUAAACAGAGAUUUAUUUGCGACAUUAUUUUGCAAUUUAAUGGACACCCACUGGUUCUUGACUUCAACUAAAUUUCGCGAGUAAGCCUUAUAAAGACGACAAGGACUGGUUCGUGGCGAGAAAUAUUUGCGAUGUCAAUGCUCUCUCGAACAUCACGAAAAUUUCUUGCUCGCGAAUAAAAGUUGGUUUACAGUAUAUUUUAAAUGUAUUGGUGUGUGUAAUAUUUUAUUUUAUUAAUCUAGGUUAACAAUGAUAAUCAGUUUAAACGUUGAAUGCUUACAAAAUAAUGCAGGUAUUACAUGUAUUUUAAACAUUUGUGCAGGCAUUAUUUUAUAUAAAUGAGUUUUUGAGAUGUUAGUAAAUCAGUCACAUACUGUGGUUUAAUUAAUAUUCAAGGGUAUCAAUUUUCGUGGAUAAAGUAAAAAUCGCAUUUCAAGGAUACGUAAAUUCGUGGCCAAUGACCCUAUCAAUACAAAAUGCUCAUGGAAAUUGCACUUCGACGAACACUUAAUUUCGUGGAUCAACUUAAUAACGAAAUCCACGAAAAUUGGUAUUCAUCGAACAUUGAUGAAACCACAGUAUUUAUUGGAUAAGAUUUGUUAUUUGAUUUGAAAUUCAAAGUUACAAUUAAAACACAUAUCGUUAUAAUUUAGGUAAAUGUGGUGAUUUAACAUGUUUAAUAGCAAACAUGUUCAUUAAAAAAUCGUUUAAUCUCCUAAUUGAGGAAAAAAGGUAUACAUGUAGGUUAUUAGAUAGUAAAUACUAAAUGCAAGAAUAGUUUGGUUGUAUAGUACAAAUCAUGUAGCCGUUUCAACAAAAGCUUUAAGAAAUAUUUUGAAAUUACAUGUAUUAGAAUUUUACAAAUUUUCAAAGAUAAAGAUGCAAUAGGUGUCUGGCAUCUACACUUAUUAUCAUAACAAUGUUCUGUUUGAUUGCGUGUUUUUGCGUGAGUGACUGUGUGUGUGUGAGCUAAACAAUUGUUAAAGCUGGCUUUGCCAAUUCUAGCAUUUGGUCCAGAAUUGUAUUGAUGAAACAAGGAUAUUGGAUGUUAACAUGAAAAUUAAAUCAAUUGCAAUGGAAUUCAUUGAUGAAUGUAUUAUUGAUGCAUCCUUCUGAUAAAAAAAAACAAGUGUUGUCAAAGUGUAUGGCUUAAUUUUGUAUUUUUUUUCCCUCUGACAGUGCAUAUUCACGCUUGUUCAGAAAUUAACUUUUUUCAAAUAACAAGUACUGUGGAAUCAUUAGAAUUUGUGGUGGCUCAAUUUUCGUGGUAUUCUUGGAUAGCCCUUCCCAAUGAAUUCACAUUCUCAACAAAAACAAAUUUAGAAGAAUUACCUUUCUUACUGAAACAGCUUUCUUACUGAAACUGAAAACUGGCGCAUCCACGAAACAACAUCCCGAGGAAUAGGCAAAAACCCACGAAAAUUGCCCCCAACAUAAUUUAAUAAUUCCACAGUCAUCUAAUUAUAAGUAUCUGAAGUAAUUGUUUGAUUCCCUACGUUUCAAAAAGUGUUCCUGAUAGUGACUGUGUAUAUGUACUGGCUUUGUAGCAAUUAAUAUAGGUUACGAGUAUUAACAUUCCAUUCAUUCUAGACCAUCUUAUUGAACAUGUACAUACAACAAUAUUAUAAUGAAAAGAAUUAGAUUUUUUUCCACUUAUAUCAAGGGCUUAAUAUUUUAAUUUACAUGCACAUAUCUUUUUGAUUUAAUACCAGUGUACUAAAUUUACAAUUUUUUUGUUAAAUGAAUGUUGGUAUGUUUGUAUUUGCAUACACCUGUGAAAAAUAAUUUAAUUAUGACUGUGUUUCAAUUGUUGAUAACAAUUGAUAAAAUAACUCAUCGGGGUUUUUUUUAACAAGACAUGUAUGUUUGACAUUCAGUUUAAUUUUGCCUCCAAUAAUCAUUCAUGAAAGACAGCCAUGAAAAGAAGGGCAUGGUAUUAUUCAGUUUUUGUAGCAAUUUUGUGAAAAAGAUUUUUUUCAAUUUAUAAAAUUUUAAUGAUUGUUCUUAUAUUUUAUUGAACUAUGUAUCAAAUGUACUAAGGAUAUGAUCACCAUUAUUUUUGUUGAACAAGAGUUUCAUCAGUUUUUAUUCAAUUGUAAUGUAUUUUGGGGUUGUUAAUUGUUCUUUUCUUUGUGAUUUUCAUACACUGUAUGUUUAACUUCUCUUCACUUCAUCAUUAACAGAACUCAGUAUUGAUAUUGCGAUCUUAAGGAGAGAAAACAUAAUUUAUAAUUUGGUGAAUUAGUUAUUGGUUUUAUACAUGAAGUCUUGUGUAUUAUCUUCCACAAUGAAUACAUGUUUCCAUUCAGUUAAUUUUUCAUCAACAACUGCUAUUGAACAGUCAAUAGAGGAAUUACAAAGACUGUAUUUUGUCUUUUUUUGCAGCAAUUAGCUUUAGUUUAUUUAGGAAAGAUCAUACAUGUGUAGAUCAAAUGUCUUUUCAUGUAUGCACGCUUGUUAUUAAAGCAUGUACGUUUAAAUUAGAUUUUUCAAUUGAACUAGCUGUUUCUAAAUCUUGAUGAUCAAGUUUUAGGCUGAAACUUAAUUUAAUGAACAAUUCAAAAAUUAAUUAUUAAGUACAACUUAAUUUUUCAGUGUUGUUUUUAAGUAAAGAAAAAAAAAACAAUGAAAAAAUUAAGGGCUAUUACAUGUACAUAAUUUAUACUUGAUGUUAAACUGACUGCACAAUUGAAACAUGAAUUCAUACUUGUCUGUAAAAAGGCUUUGUUUUGAUGCAAUUUGAUGUAAAUAAACUUGCACUACUAAAAAUAAACAAA